Messenger RNA from Populus euphratica (Euphrates poplar), 1237 nucleotides. RefSeq names its product tetraspanin-11. The record is from RefSeq and is a predicted model, not a curated record. Gene Ontology annotation, cellular component: membrane. Gene Ontology annotation, biological process: auxin-activated signaling pathway. Bases 209 to 1033 code for a protein of 274 amino acids. The transcript is spliced from 2 exons. Lineage: Eukaryota; Viridiplantae; Streptophyta; Magnoliopsida; Malpighiales; Salicaceae.
GGAUUAAAAUCCAAAUCCCAUACAAUUUUAGAACCCUAAUUAAUUUCCUGCCUUGUUCCUUCUUUUCUAUCCAUAUAAUUAAAGACUAGUCUGCAUGCAUAGCAUUCUUCUCUUUUUGUUACAUUGCCUCUAGGUUUAUAUAUUUUUAUAGUUAAAAGUAAAUCACAACAAAUUGAAACCUCACCAAGAACAAGAGAUUAACCACACAAUGGCUCGCAUUAGCAAUGGCGUCUUUACAUUUAUAAACUCGUUGAUCUUGAUCCUAGGCCUUGUCUCUAUCAGCGCUUCUGCUUAUCUAAUGAUGCAUCACUCUUCGUCCUUGUGUCAAAAAGCCCUACAACUCCCAUUAUUUAUACUGGGUGUCUCUUUAUUUGUGGUGUCAUUGCUAGGGCUAAUCGGAUCACUCUGUGAGAAGACCUUUUGGAUCAAGAUUCAUUCUUGCUUCAACUUUUUGUUGAUUGUUGGGCUCGUAUGUUUCACUGUUUUUGCAUUCAUUGUCACAAAUAAGGGUGCAGGCAAGGCCUUGUCAAGGAUAGGGUACAGGGAGUACAGGCUUGGAGAUUACUCAAAUUGGUUGAAGAAUCACUUCGUGAAUCAGAAUAACUGGGAUGAGAUCAGGAGUUGUUUGAUUGACGCUCAUGUUUGCCAGAGUCUUGAUAAUCAUUCUGAUGUUAAUCAGAAGGUUGCGGAUUUUUACCAGACCAAAUUGUCUCCUGUACAGUCUGGUUGCUGCAAGCCCCCAGCAGACUGUGGAUUCGAAUAUAAGAAUGCAACAUUCUGGAUAGUGCCCGAGUCUGGCCCAGCAGUGCAAGACUCCGACUGUGCCACAUGGAGCAAUAACCAAAACAAGUAUUGCUACGACUGCAAUUCAUGUAAAGGUGGAUUUCUCGCCAACAUUAAGAAAGAAUGGAGGAUUUUGGCCAUCGUCCUCAUCUUUAUCACCGUUUUUCUCAUCAUCUUAUACUCCCUUGGUUGCUGUGCCAUCAGGAGCAUCCAUCAAUCCCAUUCCAAAUACUCCAAAUUCGGCCCUUAAGCUUCUUAGUCAUUAGUCUAGUUUCUGACUAGAUUUGUUUAAAUUUGUUGGAAUCUAGUGCAACGAUUUAUGCUGAUAGCUUAAAUUUUAACUAGUCCAUGAUGAUGUAACUUGAAUUAUUCUUGUUAGGUGCAUUACGCUUGACUUUCAUUAUUAUGUAUUCUGGAUUCCUAGACUCAAAUAAUAUUUUCUUCCUAAUUUAGA